This is a messenger RNA of Bactrocera latifrons, 2652 nucleotides long. Its product is annotated as putative zinc metalloproteinase YIL108W. The record is from RefSeq and is a predicted model, not a curated record. The transcript is spliced from 2 exons. NCBI's taxonomy places the organism in Eukaryota, Metazoa, Arthropoda, Insecta, Diptera, Tephritidae. The coding region runs from base 133 to 1671 and encodes 512 amino acids.
AUUGCUGCACUUCUUAUUUUCCUUUCAUUUUUCAGCUGACUCCGGCCACGGCAGUUAAAAGCAUUUGUUAUCAGUUAUAAACUGAAAUGAUAUCAGUGUAUUGACCUUAAUUAGUUUCUAAUAGAUAGUGCAAUGAUUAGCGAUGACUGUGUGCACAAGAUAGAACUAGAUAAUCUAGAGAACGACGAAAUUAUAAAGCACACGAUACUAAUAAUUAAGGGGCAUAUUCGUCAACAGCGACAGGCAAAAAAGUGCAGAGAGCAACACAUUUUAUUACGAGUAAGGCAUGACGCUAGCGUUCUAGACGCAACUUGGGAAUUGCAGAUACAAUCGAAAAUUUCCAGAACCGGUCAGUUCAAACUACUUUGUGAUUUUGCCCAGCAUGAAAUCGAGACAGUCUGUACCAGAACACCACUGAUACUAAAUUUUAGUUACUGCAACAUCGUCUAUCAGUGCGAGAUCCUGUAUGAAUCUACCGCUUACAUCAAAAAUACUUAUCGACUGCAAGCAUUGUACAUCACAUGUGUAAAUCAGAAGCCUUUAGCAGGGGAACACGUUCUUGAAAAUUGUGAAAAAAUCAAUUUGAAUCUACGCUUGGUGCAGGCUGUAUAUGCCGAACAGUUGCGAUCUGCUGGUUACGGUAGAAGAACUUUUACAUUGAACAGCGACUGUAAAGUAUUUGAAUCACGCUUAACAUGUGAAGAAGUUUGGGAGCAGUCUGAAGAAAGUUUGUGGCAAAAUUUUGCAAAAGAAAUACUUAACUCGUCUACUUGGGGUGGUGAGGGAAAAUUGAAAUUUGUUGCGUUUAUUGGUUGUACAAAAUAUGAUGGCGCAGCCGUAGCAGUCACAGAAGAAUUCUCUUAUUCAAACAUACGAAAACAUUUGAAGGGCCACGCAGCACUAGGUGGUGGUGGUCUAGCGCUUUUUGGUGCAGCCUAUUUAUAUGCAUGGCCCCGGAGGUUUAACGAAAUCAAUGCAUGUUUUGGCAGCAACAAGUUGAUUGAUCUGUCACAAUUACCAGACGAUAGCAACUAUCGGCGUACAUAUGGCGGUGUUUAUGCAACUACUUUAGGUGCCGUAGUGCAUGAAAUUGGACACACUUUCGACUUAGGUCAUACUAAAGAUGGUGUGAUGGGCAAUGGUGUCGAUUACAUUAAUCGUGUUUUUACAAUAGACAAUUUGACCGAACAUCUACCGGAGAGAGUAAUACAGCAACCGCAGGCAGAACUGCGUACUGAUAUCGCGACGCGUCCACGUUUCACACAACUCAAACGUGCCACAAACGCGUUUUUGGAAAAGUAUCACGAACAGAAGAUAAAUGACUCAUUUUAUUUCACUCCAAAUUGCGUAAUUAUUUUAGCUUAUAAUAAAUGGUUUGGAAAUUCGAACAACUAUAAUGUUGAAGAGAAUACGGAGGAUGGUCUAAUAACCUAUGAUGCCGUUAAUAGCUGUGUCAUUGUUGAAGGACACGAGAAUCCACUGCGUCUGAUAGAGGUACGUAGUGUUGAUAACAGUUUAGUGAAAUAUUGGUAUGAGCCGCAGUCAAACAAAGAGUGCAGUGAAAUUUAUAAAUUCUACUUGCCAAAGGAAGCGCUCAAAGCGCUCGGAGAGAAUCAUUAUUUGUUUGUGUUAACACGAUCGGGCAUAGCAAAGCGUUUUUGUGAGCAUUAAAAUGGGUGUUUCAAAAAUCACAAGCAUGGCCAUUUCACCGAAAUUAAUAUAAAACUGAACAAUAUUUAUUUACAUUGCAGCAAAGUUUUUUUGAUUAAAAACAAUAUAUAUUAUAUAUUCUUUUGAUGGUAAACAAAUCGGUAAUCAGAGUCACAAUAUCAACACUCACAAGCAUACACACUCACAGCAAUAUAAGACUAAAUACAUAUAAAAUAGUAAUCUGUGCUAUAAUAAGCCAUACAUAUGUAUUUACAAUAAUUACAACAAUAGUUGACCGAAGUGGAGCUACUCGAAAGUAACCGCAAAACAAGAGAGCAACCUUUCUUUGAAAACCUUGAUGAAAUAAAUAAACGAGUUAAUUGUGUAUUAGCGCUUAACCAGCAGUGUGCUAGUUGUCGCCUUGAUGCCGCCAAAGUCACUCACGCAAGUAGCUUACCAGCCACGUUAGCAGUUAAAAAAAAAAAUUAAGACGAACAAAGCGCGACUCAAUCAUCGAUAGUUUAGUAAGCUACCAAAACAAUAACAACGAAAGCUUUAUCAUCAGCUGACAUCGCUGCCUUCAAGAAGUAUUCGCAACAAGUUUUGAAAAACAAAAAUUUCCAACUAUUUUAACAAAAAAUUAACGGCGCUGACUAAUUUUGAAAACUGCGAACUUGAAAAGAUAGGCAAAAUAAACAAAUCUGCUUGAAAUACGUGUAUAUAGAAGUAUAUUCUUUGUUGUUACUAUGUGUGCAAUACAAGUAUAGCGGGGAUAUCAACCGGAGCAUUUAAGAGCGAUAGUUGUUUACAAAAUAAAUGAUAAGAUAAAGUCAAACCAUAUUAAGGCGAAAUCGAACCGAGUAUUUAACGCUUUGAUUUUUGCAAAUUUUGUACGUGCCCGUCAAUAUAGGAAGUUACACGCUAUUUGCCGAAAGAAAAGUAUAGUGCGCGGAUAAAAAAAAAAAAAAAUAAACUAGUGCCUCUGACUUGUUUUAUUAUAAA